GCCCAUGCUGAAAAAGAAGAAGACUACUGGGGCUCUGUACUCCAGAGUGAUGAGAUCAAGAUGAAUGUUUUUGGAACUGAUGAUUUCAAAAUUGUAGGGCUUCGUAAAGGUUAGGAGUGCAAAGAAAAAUGCAUGGUGCCUACAGUGAAACAUGGUGGUGGUAGUGUUCUUCUGUGUGGCUGCAUGAGUGCUGUUGGGGUUGGGAAAACUGCAUUUCAUUUAUGGUAUUAUGAAUUCAUAGAUGUACUGCUCUAUAUUGAAAGAGAAGUUUUCCAACAUGACAAUGAUCCAAAACACACAUCUAAGGCCACUAUUGCAUUUCUG
Staurois parvus is the source of this 324-nucleotide messenger RNA. NCBI's taxonomy places the organism in Eukaryota, Metazoa, Chordata, Amphibia, Anura, Ranidae. The record is from the annotation of a GenBank genome assembly.